Saitoella complicata NRRL Y-17804 is the source of this 2961-nucleotide messenger RNA. Its product is annotated as ARM repeat-containing protein. Lineage: Eukaryota; Fungi; Ascomycota; Saitoellomycetes; Saitoellales; Saitoellaceae. The transcript has 7 exons. Gene Ontology annotation, biological process: protein import into nucleus. Gene Ontology annotation, cellular component: cytoplasm; nuclear membrane. Gene Ontology annotation, molecular function: small GTPase binding. The record is from RefSeq and is a predicted model, not a curated record. The coding region runs from base 1 to 2961 and encodes 986 amino acids.
AUGGCGACCGUAACAUCCCCGACAUCCGUUGAUCAGGUCAAGGAGUUGAUUCGGCAGCUGUAUGCCCCCGGACAGAACCCGGAAUGGUUGAAAACGGCUCAGAGGACUCUCCAAGGGUUGCAGCAUUCACCUGAUGGUUGGGCGUUAGCAGAGCAACUCUUGGCAAGUGAGGAGGACAAUGUCCGGUUUUUCGGCGCGUUGACUUAUCAGGUCAAGAUCAAUGCAGAUUGGAAGACUCUACCUGAAGAGUACCAUACGCAACUACUGACAACACUCGUUUCAUGGCUGCUACGAUACCAAAACGGGCCUUCACUCGUCGCACGAAAGCUCGUGGCCGUGCUAACUACCUUCGCCCUGCAUACCAUUCCUACAACUUGGAAAUCACCCGUGAAGUAUUUGGCUGCAUGCUUGGCAGCCAAAUCUCUGGUACCGACAGAAACGGCGGAGUCGCUAUCCAUGAAGGACCUCGUGGGAGGACUGAACGAGAGCGAAUUGAAGGUCACACUCGAGUUUGCGAACGUUUUGGCGGAAGAAGCAGAUAAGACAGAUCUUGUUGCUGACAGGAAGAUCCAAGUUCACCAGGCAAUCAAGGACAGUAUGCACGACAUUGUUGACCUGCUGGGAUAUUGCCUGAGUCUGCGUGGCAGUAUGCGUGAAGUUUCCGAUUCAGCAACGACUGUCGUCAAGGCCGGCUUGGGGUGCCUGCAGUCUUGGCUUCUGUACAGUGCUGAUAUGCGAAGUCUGUUCCAAAGUAUGGUUCCGGAUGUAUUUGCUUGCUUAGCCCAUCCGGUUCUUUUUGGCGCUGCCGCCGAAUUCACCGCGGAAGUCCUCUCUCACAGCAGAUCUUUCUUCCCUCGAAGCAGCAUUCAGGACCUGGUACAAUUAGUGACAGGACCUUGGGGCCAAGGUAAACUGCGAAGUCAGUUGACGACUGCGGCGCAAGGAGAUGAGGAAGACGAUUCUUCAAAUUUCAACCAAUUGCUCAUAGCGCUGGGUGAAACGACGUCAGAAACCAUCGCGGACCAGAUUAUGGACCCACAUAUGCAGGUGCUGUUGAGUAUGCUUCUUGCGCUCCUGAAUUAUCCCGGCUAUGCAGUUGCAGAUGAGGAGGUCUCUCCCUUGACGCAGGAGUUUUGGUGUUCAGUCGUGGAGUCUAUCGCGGAAUCAGAGACAAACUUGGAGGCAGGGAACGCUCUGACCAUGGGUGUGGUUGAAGCUGUAUGGCGAAAGAUUAGAUGGCCAUCUGUCCACAUUGAACGUCAAUGGGCGAGGGACGUUAAGGACGAUUUCGCAGGGUUCCGACGUGAUCUCGGCGACCUCUUAGAACAAUGCUAUCCAGUACUGAGAUUGGAUUUGAUCACUCGUUUGAUGAAUCUACUUGAAGAGCAGACAGGAUCACCCUCAAAUGUCUCGUGGGAAGAUGUUGAAGCUACGCUAUUCUGUUUUGUGUCGAUUGCGGACGCCGUUCCAGAAAACUCGGAAGAGACUGACCGGAUAUUGAUUCGGUUGUUUUCGGGGCCGCUCUUUGCGUUGCAACCACCAGAUGCAUCCUUGCGUCUCCGGCAUACCAUCUUGAACAUGACAGGUUUGCCUGCUUAUUCGGUGACAUAUUCAUCUGCUAAUGAGUCAAGCAGCUCAUUAUCCAUGCCUACCCUUUCAAACAGUGCUUCGAAAUCAAUUUUGACGUUGUGCUCGGCAUGUCGCGGUCAUCUCACUAGUGAACUUGCGAAUUUUGGAAAGCUAUACAUGUCCCUUUCGACAUCCACCGACCUCGGCACGCUAGAGAAGGAGCGGGUCACCGGUGCGAUCGCGGCGAUCAUUCAAGCACUGCCUCGUGAGCCUCAAAAGCUCGAACCUUUGUCGUUCUUGAUUGAACAAAUCUCUAGGGACUUCGAGCUUGCGCAAGUUGCCGCUGAGGCAGGGAAUUUCGAGCACGCUAAAGAGCUGGCGCUUUCAGGACUUUGGUGUCUCACGGCGGCUGGGAAGGCUUUAGGAGCCCCAGAACAACCACUGGUUAUUCUGUCCGGUGAAACGACGACUUUCGAUAAAAGUCAAUCCUUCUGGCAAAAGGACGGUCAGAUACUGCAGUCCCAGAUUCUGACGUGCGUGUCCAACGUGGCGAAUAUGUUCAGGAAAGAUCCGGAGGUCAUGGACGGCAUUUGCCAGGUGAUCAGGAUCGGGUUCAGAGAGCAGGAACCUGGUCCGUUCGUUUUCCCUAUCGUUGAUGUGGUGGACUUUCUUGUGCGCGAGAUCGAAGCGCAGCAGCAACCCAUGUCUGCGUGCCUCUUGACAACCUCUUCGAAAUUUCUUGCCUCAUGCAAUAUCGUAGGUACCGAACGCGUUGAUUCGGAAGUAAGCAGAUUAUUGGAUACAGUCUUAACAUGUACAUCACAUGCGCUUGAGGCAACGGGACUCAAAGAGAACCCCGACGUCCUGCAUGGAUUGUUCGAUCUGCUUGCCAAAUACCUUCCGUGUUAUCCAAAGGUCCUUUUCGCUGAAGCACGGUUACCGAAUUUUUUGAGGUUGGCUAUUAUCGGACUCACGCUGCAAGAACGACUGGCACAGCAGGGAGCAUGCGCUUUUCUGUCGGAUCUCUACGCUCGUCACUUUGAUGAUGCUGACCUUGACAGGUCGGCAAGCGAAAUUACACGUGCUAUGGGGCCGGAAGUCAUGAAACAGCUCUUGGUAGCGUUCGGGGGAGCCAUUCAAAGGACUGCUUUACCACAGGUGUCCGAAGUGUUUGGAAACCUGCUGCGUAGACAUCCCCAAGAUAGCAAACGCUGGCUGACAACCCUGUUUGCACAGCCAGGAUUUCUGUCCGCACAAUUACAAGAAGCAACCAAGGCAACGUUUUUGAAGCAAAUUGUUGGCCUGGCAUUGGGUAAUAAGAAUAGACAAGUACGUGACCACGUGAAGGCGCUUUGGCUGCAGUCGCGAGGGUUGGAGAAUAUGAGUUGGUGA